CAACCAUUACCAAUGUCGCUCUUCCUCCUUAUCUUUUAUGGACAAACAGCACAUUGAGCACUUGUGUAUGUAACUAUGUAUACUCAGUGCAAGUUUGUCUCUGCAAAACAUCCAAAAUAGCCACAAAAAGUUGCCGAUUAAGUUCUUUCUGAAUUCCCUCCCAUCACCAGAACCUACGUAAUAUCCAAACAAUCCGACCGAGCACCUCCACCACCUUCUAUACGUAUAAAACCAUCCCCGAUGACACACUUCUUAACACUUCGCAUAACAAAAACAGAGAGACGAGCUUCAGCUAUGUCACUCACUGAUUUCUUAGUCUAAAUUGAUUUUUCGCAGAAACCCAUUUUGAUUAGCUUUAUCUCAAGUAAUACCCAUUUCUUAAUUUCUACUUUUGAUCACAAAUCAUGAAAAAGUUGAGGUAUUUCAGGCUGGGACGCAAGGUAGUGACUGUUUUCAAAUGGAUUAUCCGGCCAAGAAGAAAGCAAAGACGCUACCACUCCUUGGAUAAUCCGACCCGGCGGAACCCAAUUUCCAAAAUCUGUGAUUUUGCUCAGUACAUCCGACGCAUCUGCUUUUCCAAUUCGGGUUACCUUAGACUGGGUCAAAAACGUGACCCGGUACUGGCGGUACCGAAGGAACACCUUGUUAUGUACAUCGGAGAAUCAGGAGGAGACAGGCGGAGAGUGGUAGUGCCAGUGAAGUACUGCAAUCACCCGUUAUUUGUGGAUUUGUUGAAGGAAGCGGAGCGGGUGUACGGGUUCACUCAAUCGGGUGGGAUCACGAUACCAUGUGGAAUUUCGGAGUUUGAGAAAGUGAAGACUAGAAUUGCCACUAAUUGGCACCAUUGCCGGCGGCCCUUGAAUCAAUCCCACUAGUUUAAGUUCGUUCAGAUGUCUUCUUUCUUCUCCAUCUCUGCGCAUUCCAGUCCAACCAAUGAAUAAUUGAUGAUUAUUUCAACAUUUUGUAGCUGCCAUGUUUGAAUGUUCUUAUGGUUGACAAAAUUGUGCAACAUGAUUAGGAUU
Tripterygium wilfordii is the source of this 1022-nucleotide messenger RNA. RefSeq names its product auxin-responsive protein SAUR36-like. The coding region runs from base 405 to 875 and encodes 156 amino acids. Gene Ontology annotation, biological process: response to auxin. NCBI's taxonomy places the organism in Eukaryota, Viridiplantae, Streptophyta, Magnoliopsida, Celastrales, Celastraceae. The record is from RefSeq and is a predicted model, not a curated record. The transcript has a single exon.